GCUGCAGGACACCGUCCCAGUCGGCUGAGCCGCUACUGGUUCCUGUGAGCAAUGAGAGUUCAGAUCCUGGUGCCAAGUCAUCAUUUUUUUGGACCAGGCAGUGGGUGUUGACCUGACCUGAGCUACCUUUUCGUUUGGUUUUAGUUGAACUUUGAGUAGGCCAGGGGCUAGGGAAGUCACGGCGGGGGCCGUGGAAAAGGCAGCUGAUUCUUCAACUCGGGCAACCCUGGCGAAGUGGAUGAGGUGGAGCUGGCCUUCCUGGAAUUGUUGGGCCGAUUUUCCUGUUGUGUUUCACUGUCGACGCUCUCACAGACACACAGGACCGCUCCAGCACUGCCUGCCACCCACCAUCUGGUCUCGGUGGCCUGUCUGUCAUUUCGUGGGUCCCCAUCCUCUGCCUACGGCGAUGUUUCUUCAAAAAGAACUAGUGUGCAGUCCAUUGAUAGCUGAUCGGCUUCCUUGGAUUUUGCUGAUGACACAGGAGAGCUUUGCCUGAAGAUGGAAACACUGGAGUCGGAGCUGACCUGCCCUAUUUGUCUGGAGCUCUUUGAGGAUCCCCUCCUGCUGCCCUGUGCACACAGCCUCUGCUUCAACUGUGCCCACCGCAUCCUAGUGUCACACUGUGCCACCAACGAGUCUGUGGAGUCCAUCACCGCCUUCCAGUGUCCCACCUGCCGGCAUGUCAUCACGCUUAGCCAGCGAGGUCUAGACGGGCUCAAGCGCAACGUCACCCUGCAGAACAUCAUCGACAGGUUCCAGAAAGCAUCAGUGAGUGGGCCCAACUCCCCCAGUGAGACCCGCCGGGAGCGGGCCUUUGACGCCAACACCAUGACCUCCGCCGAGAAGGUUCUCUGCCAGUUUUGUGACCAGGAUCCUGCCCAGGACGCUGUGAAGACCUGUGUCACUUGCGAAGUGUCCUACUGUGACGAGUGCCUGAAAGCCACUCACCCGAACAAGAAGCCCUUUACAGGCCAUCGUCUGAUUGAGCCAAUUCCGGACUCACACAUCCGGGGGCUGAUGUGCUUGGAGCACGAGGAUGAGAAGGUGAAUAUGUACUGCGUGACAGAUGACCAGUUAAUCUGUGCCUUGUGUAAACUGGUUGGGCGGCACCGAGAUCAUCAGGUGGCAGCUUUGAGCGAGCGCUAUGACAAAUUGAAGCAAAACUUAGAGAGUAACCUCACCAACCUUAUUAAGAGGAACACGGAACUGGAGACCCUUUUGGCUAAACUCAUCCAAACCUGCCAACAUGUUGAGGUCAAUGCAUCACGUCAAGAAGCCAAAUUGACAGAAGAAUGUGAUCUUCUCAUUGAGAUCAUUCAGCAAAGAAGACAAAUUAUUGGAACCAAGAUCAAAGAAGGGAAGGUGAUGAGGCUUCGCAAACUGGCUCAGCAGAUUGCAAACUGCAAACAGUGCAUUGAGCGGUCGGCAUCACUCAUCUCUCAGGCGGAACACUCUCUGAAGGAGAAUGAUCAUGCCCGAUUCCUCCAGACUGCUAAGAAUAUUACUGAGAGAGUCUCCAUGGCAACUGCGUCCUCCCAGGUCCUAAUUCCUGAAAUCAACCUCAAUGACACAUUUGAUACCUUUGCCUUAGAUUUCUCCCGAGAGAAGAAAUUGCUAGAAUGUCUGGAUUACCUUACAGCUCCCAACCCUCCCACAAUUAGAGAAGAGCUCUGCACGGCUUCAUACGACACCAUCACUGUGCACUGGACCUCUGAUGAUGAAUUCAGUGUGGUCUCCUAUGAGCUCCAGUACACCAUAUUCACCGGACAAGCCAAUGUCAUUAGUCUGUGUAACUCGGCCGAUAGCUGGAUGAUUGUGCCCAACAUCAAGCAGAACCACUACACGGUGCACGGUCUGCAGAGCGGCACCAAGUACAUCUUCAUGGUCAAGGCCAUCAACCAGGCAGGCAGCCGCAGCAGCGAGCCUGGGAAGUUGAAGACAAACAGUCAACCAUUUAAACUGGAUCCUAAAUCUGCUCAUCGAAAACUGAAGGUGUCCCAUGAUAACUUGACAGUAGAACGUGAUGAGUCAUCAUCCAAAAAGAGUCACACGCCUGAACGCUUCACCAGCCAAGGGAGCUACGGAGUAGCUGGAAAUGUGUUUAUUGAUAGUGGCCGGCAUUAUUGGGAAGUGGUCAUAAGUGGAAGCACAUGGUAUGCCAUUGGCCUUGCUUAUAAAUCAGCCCCAAAGCAUGAGUGGAUUGGGAAGAACUCUGCCUCCUGGGCGCUCUGCCGCUGCAACAAUAACUGGGUGGUGAGACACAAUAGCAAGGAAAUCUCCAUCGAACCAGCCCCUCACCUGCGGCGCGUUGGCAUCCUGUUGGACUAUGACAACGGCUCUGUCGCCUUUUACGAUGCUUUGAACUCCAUCCACCUCUACACCUUCGAGGUCGCCUUUGCGCAGCCCGUGUGCCCCACCUUCACCGUGUGGAACAAGUGUUUGACGAUUAUAACUGGGCUUCCUAUCCCAGACCAUUUGGACUGCACAGAGCAGCUGCCAUGAGCAUCUGGCCACAUGGAGCUGUUUUCUGGGGAAUAGAAAGGUUGAGGCCACUAGUUAGGUGACUGAGAAAACACAGGCUUCAAGAGUAUGGUUAAAUGUCACCAAAAAAGUGUCCAGAAAUCAGCUAAGAUAGGGCUCAAGACAGGAGAUUCCUCUCCUUUUACUGUGUUUCGUAUUAAGUACAGGCUUUAAUAAUUUCUUUAAUUUUUUUGUAUUUAGAGGAAAAUCUAUAGAUUAUUUAUAAGAGAAACAUAAUCAGGACUACAACUCUUAGGAACUAUUUGGUUUUGCACAUGAAGAGGCCCAUAUGUUUGCCAGCUAUUUACAACCUUUAUUUCAUCACAGUCUAUGGGCUUGCAAAAAAAAAAAUCUUUUGUAGUUUUGUAUGUUUAUUCACCUUCUCACAUAAUAUCUCAUACUGACCCCAUGGUAGGUCCUGUCACCUCAACAGUGCAUAACAGAGUAUGCCUGAACCUAGUAGGAAAGUAAACAGGAUUUCUUACUCUGGUUUAAUUUGAAGUGUUUUAACUGUGAUGUCAGAACUUGUAUUGGAUCAACUAGAAUGGAGAGCAAGAGAGAGAACAAAAGAAUUGAUUUUGGACCUCAGACCUUGCCGUGGCUAAAUCUUUAAUUACCCUCUGACGGCUGGUGGGACGAUGUUGGAAAAAAAGGUUCUGAAACCUUUGGCCAGAUUUUUCCCUGCUUCUCCCAGAGUUAAGGAUUCUGGGAGAACAGUAAGAAUGAGAUUGCAAUUGAAAAUAGUCAUUUUGAACCCUACUGAUUAUUCAAAACUUAAGGCUGAUUUGUGUUUUGUCAGAAGUAGGAUUUUGUUUCAUGGUAUAAAAUCUAUUUUAUCCUUCCUUUUAGUAGUUCCUUUAGACCUAUAAAAUUUCUUCAGUACAUUCAAUAAUUGUCCUAUUUUCCCCUUCCCCAUAUCAAUUUUCCUUUUGUCUCUGGGGCUGAGGAGGUAAGCAUGAUCUGUCACAAAAUGCAGCACCAUUUUGGAUUGAUUUUUGCUCUCUAAGACAUCAGCACAUAGCCCCAAUCACCACUACCAUAUCCAAAUAUGUCACCGAAAAACACUUAAUAUUUAUGAGUUGAUAAUGACAAGGGACAUUGCAUAAAUUCUAUUCACUAGAUACAUGCCUCUCAAAAGUUAUUAUAAACAGACCUUUAUUAAAUAUAUCUUGAAAGAUGUAGAUGUCCCUCUAUAGUCUAGUAUAGUUUACAAUAGAGUUGUAAGACAAAAGAAAAUUCAGACUCGUUAUUUGGGAACCUGCUAAUAGAACCUACUAAUAAAAUGUCAGAUGGGAUGGAUUUUUUGCAUGGUGAUCUGUCACGUUGGAAUGGUUCAAGAAUUAAGGCUUUUUUGAGUGGUCAUUGGACCAGGACUCUGGCAUUGGUUCUACCUUGAUGAAGGGUGUGACCUUUAAAAAUGGUUUCUAUUGCUAAAAUAUUUACUUGGGAUACUGGGUCAGCCAUUUUGACUGAACAGACUGGAUUUAGGCAUUGUUUUUAGUGAUUUUUUUUUUAACCAAAUCAACCAAUCGCUUCCCUGAAAUAAGUUGAUGAACCUGUCGUUUCAGCAUCACAUGGCCAAAGUUCAUGUGAUUGUGAAUCUAGACUACCAGGGAGGCCAAGCCAGCUUCCCGUGUCCUUCCAUCCUCUUCCCUGGCAGACACUCUCCUUUUUCUUAACAGAUUCUAUAUAUUUACUAUAUUAUUUAUACCCAGAUGAAUAUUUUGAUAGCUACUUAAGACAAUUUCACAUCUAAAAGAUGGACACCUCAAUGGAAAAAAAUGUUAAUCAUUCUCUGGAAACUUUAUGGGAUUUUUUUCUUUUUUUUUACAAUAUAAGAACAAUGUGUAUUUGCCUUCCCUGAAUAAACUGAAAGGGUUGUCUCAGUAAUUUUUACAUACAUUUUGGGUAACUGGAUAAUGGAUAUUUUAAUGCACUUUGUACAUUAACAGGUUCUAAAUAAAACGGUCUAAAACUCAGCUUCUGAGUUUUUAAAAUCAUGGUCUCCAGGUACCAAUAAAUGCUACAGUUUGCCUUAUGAUGUUAACAUAAAACAUUUACUAGAAGGACAAUAUUUCCAUGAAAAUAAUGUUUUCCAAUAUAAAGAAGUUACUACUCAAAUUUUCACUACAAGCCAUUUAGGGUAUGUUUUUGGCUAUUUUUAUAAGGACACAAGAGAUUCUGUUAUAAUUUUGUUGUGGAAGUCUCACUCUUGGCUAACUUAAAAACAUGUGGAUAGUAGCAGUCACUAUUUACAGGAAAAUAUGUAUAUGGUGAAAGGCCACAGUGUUUACGUUAAUUACUGUAAUGAUGUAGAAAGAUUUCCAUGUGGAUUUUUUUUUUUGAAAGUCUAAAAAAUAUAUGCUGUAAACAUUUGCUGCCGUGUAACUUUGCAUUAUCUUUAAAUGAAUUGGGAUCAUGGUAUUUUAGGUCCUCAUUUCACAGGAAGCAUCGCAUUACAAGGGCAAAAGAGAUGGCAGUGCCAAUUAAGUUAAUACAAUAAAAUUGAUGCAGCGCCAACCAAGACUGCCAGGUCCGGCAUCACGGGUGUGCCCAGAGCCCAGGGUUCAGAAGGGCCCUAAGCGCGGUUUAACGCUCUGCUAUUGCUAUCUUGAAAUUCUUAAUAAAUUUUGAGCAAGGGGCCUGCAUUUUCGCUUUGCACUGGGCCUUGCAAAUUUAUGUAGCCAAUACUCAGAACAGAACCCAGAAACACGGUACCUGUCUUCCUGGCGGAUAUGUAUACAGAAACCUGGAUCCAAAGCUGAAAGUGGCUGGCUACAUCAUUGGAGUAAGAAUCUAAAUGGUGGAUUAAGAUAAGGGUGGGCCUGGGUGAAGAUUUUUUUCCAGCUUUAAAAGAAAGUGACUUCAAAAACUGACUGCAAGUAUUGAUGAUGAUUUCUGCUGGAGAAAAGGAAACAGCCUGAAUACAAACAGGCUUUUUAUUCCGGUACUGAUGUAUAGACCUUAAACUUCCCGAGGAACUGAACUAGCGCCCUCCAGUGAACGUGGAAUUCCAUCCCAGCUCCACACACAUAUGCAAAUAACUGCAGAGACACACGCAUAUAUGCUCACAUGCAUGUGCAUUUGGUGUUGGGAAGUUGACAAUCUGGUCUACUUUAAUAAAAUGUUAAAAAGCAUACCAAGACAAUGGUGAGAACAGGAGGAUGUUUUUGAAAACAGUGCUUCUCAACCAGGGCUCCAUUUUGCCCCCCAGGAGACAUUUGGCAACAUCUGGAGUCAAUUUUGUUCAUCACAACUGGGGAAAGGAAGCUACCGGCAUCUAGUGGCUAAAGGUCAUGGACGCUGUUAAACAUCCUACGGGGCACAGCGCAGCCCCACCACAAAGUUAUCUAGUCCCAAAUAUCAAUAGUGCCGCAGUUUAGAAACUGUUGGUCAGGGAUUUUUUUAAAUGCAAAACUCUCAUAAAUACCUUUUAUUUUUCUGUAAUUGAUGAAGAAGGAGGGGGCACCAAUUCAAAACUCUCAAUGCAGUGGCUCCUCCACCUUUCAAAAUAGUUACAAAAAUCUGAAAUCUGAAAAGCAAUCCAAACCUUUGUAAAUGGGAUCACUGAUAAGUAUCAUAAUCUGGAUGAGCUUAGUUUGGAAAUGGAAAGUUGGUUCUCUUUAUGCCACUCCUUGCACCCGGACAAAUUCAAUCUCUGGUACUUGAGUCACACUGCCAAGCCCUUAGCCCAGACUAUUGUCUUAAUUGCUGUUGCUUUCUAGUUUAAAAUAAAAUCAUUUUUGUGACACCAAGA
Molecule: messenger RNA, 6277 nt
Organism: Microcebus murinus (gray mouse lemur)
Lineage: Eukaryota; Metazoa; Chordata; Mammalia; Primates; Cheirogaleidae
Gene: MID1
Product: midline 1
Biological process (GO): regulation of microtubule cytoskeleton organization
Cellular component (GO): cytoplasm
Molecular function (GO): protein binding; zinc ion binding
Source: RefSeq, a predicted model, not a curated record